AUGCAUGGACGGGAACUCAAAUUGAAGAGACUGGAAGAGAUUGAGUCGAAGCGCAAGCGAACAUUCGAGGAGACUGUUGAGGAGCUCCGAUCAGCACAGUCCAAAGCCCCUGUCACUCCGGCUCCGGCGGAAGGUGAGGAGGCUGUGCUGAGCAAGAGAGAACAGUUCAGACUGAAAAUUGUAUCUCCUUCGGUGCGGGAACUUGUGGAAGCUGCUCAUGAACGGGCGAGGUUACCGAGAAGUCAUAGAAAGCUAGUCCGUGACUAUGGACGUAGUGACAAGCGGUAUGUUCGUCGACUACAACGAUCUGGUACCGGUACCGUAUCGGCGGUCGCCUCUUGUGAGUCUACUUUUACCGAGUCCAAGAGAAGCAGUCCUCCGGAUGAUAGACGUAGACUUCAGCAGAGGCCCAAACAGUGGUAA
Perkinsus marinus ATCC 50983 is the source of this 423-nucleotide messenger RNA. RefSeq lists its product as hypothetical. The transcript has 3 exons. The record is from RefSeq and is a predicted model, not a curated record. NCBI's taxonomy places the organism in Eukaryota, Perkinsozoa, Perkinsida, Perkinsidae. The coding region runs from base 1 to 423 and encodes 140 amino acids.